Molecule: messenger RNA, 576 nt
Organism: Naegleria gruberi
Lineage: Eukaryota; Heterolobosea; Eutetramitea; Acrasida; Naegleriidae
Exons: 1
Coding region: 1-576 (191 amino acids)
Source: RefSeq, a predicted model, not a curated record
AUGUCUUUCAACAGUUUCAACCUACUCACAAGCGAUAACGAUCAAGAAAUAGAAUCCACUUCUUCUCACAAGCAAGAAAAUGUUGCUCCUCCUUCUACUGAUGAAGAUUUCAUAACAUCAGAUGAUGAUUCUAAAGGUUUCCAAGUUUUAAAAAAGAAAAGUAAAGGAAGGAAACAUCCUUUCCGUGCAGAGAACAAGUCAGAGUCAUCUCUUACAAACAAACUCAAGAAAGACUCUGAUUUGAAUAUUAAUCAUUCCCAAACAACUGAGAACAAGUCAGCUCUUCAAAACAGUUUACCAGAACAACUCAAGAAAGACUCUCAAUUUGUGGUAGUUGACAAGUACCUUGCCAGUCGUAAAGUGCAAUUACAUUCCAUUGUUACCAAACCAGAAAAUUUUAAAACAAUGUAUGUGAUCUAUGAUUCUAGUUGUGAUCUAGCACUUGGAGACGAGUUACAAAUUACACAAGAUUGCACAAGUUUAUCCUCCACUACCUUUACAAAAAUUAAUACAGAAGAGAUCAAACAAUUGAAGGGAGCCUCAAUCUCAUCAAGGAGGAUAUGCAGAAAUUCAUGA